This is a messenger RNA of Anoplopoma fimbria (sablefish), 3895 nucleotides long. It is a transcript of the gene pcyt1aa, whose product is annotated as phosphate cytidylyltransferase 1A, choline a. Bases 434 to 1546 code for a protein of 370 amino acids. NCBI's taxonomy places the organism in Eukaryota, Metazoa, Chordata, Actinopteri, Perciformes, Anoplopomatidae. Gene Ontology annotation, cellular component: endoplasmic reticulum. The transcript has 9 exons. Gene Ontology annotation, molecular function: phosphatidylcholine binding; choline-phosphate cytidylyltransferase activity. The record is from RefSeq and is a predicted model, not a curated record. Gene Ontology annotation, biological process: CDP-choline pathway.
CAUGCAGCACCCCCACCGUCCACUAGGGGGACACCGGAAAUGUCCGACUCGUUAUAUCAGUUCCUUUAAGGAUGUCGAAGUUUUGUAGUUCCUUGGUUGUUGACCUGUCAGCGUUGUAGUACAAUCUUUUACUGCUUGUACUUUGUCUUUCCUUCUCGUAGUUGCGUUUCCGGCCAGCAAAACAACAAGCCCGGGUGCGUGGGACUCACAGGAUCGUUCGUAUUAACCGUCCCUGCUGGUGUCAGCUCACCAGCGAGCUAACGGCUAAAGCUAGCUAACAAGCCGACUAGCGUCACAGCUAGCUUUACAGCUAGCAUUCGGCAGUAGCAGCGCAAGCUAGCUUUUUUUUUUUUUUUUUUUGCCUGCUGGAAGUACGACACGUUAGGAAGCCGCCCACUCCUGCAGAGCAGCAUACAGGACUCAAGAGCGAACAAUGGAGGCCCAAAGUUCAAGCGGGCUGCUGCUUUCCAGAAAAAGGAAAAGAGAGGGCUCCAAUCGGGAGACCGAGGAGGGAGAGAGGCUUGGGAAAAUCCCCCGGUGUACUGUGGGAUUGAAGCACCCUGCACCUUUCGCAGAUGAGCUGGUGCCAGUUGAUGGAAAAGCCUAUGAGCGAGUCAGCAUGGAGGAGGCUAAGAGGGGAACAAAGCCUGAAAGACCGGUGCGGGUGUAUGCAGACGGCAUCUUUGACGUUUUCCACUCAGGUCACGCCAGAGCACUCAUGCAGGCUAAAUGCCUCUUCCCAAAUACACACCUCAUCGUAGGAGUGUGCAGUGAUGACCUGACCCACAAAUACAAGGGCUUCACAGUGAUGAAUGAGGAUGAGCGAUACGACGCCAUCAGACAUUGCCGCUACGUUGAUGAAGUGGUGCGAAACGCUCCCUGGACGUUAUCGCCAGAGUUCCUGGCAAGACAUCGCAUUGACUUUGUGGCCCAUGACGACAUCCCAUACUCCUCAGCAGGAAGUGAUGACGUGUACAAGCACAUCAAGGAAGCUGGAAUGUUCGCUCCCACCCAGCGGACAGAGGGCAUCUCCACCUCUGACAUCAUCACACGCAUAGUCCGCGACUACGACGUGUACGUCAGACGCAACCUGCAGAGAGGAUACACAGCCAAGGAGCUCAACGUCAGCUUCAUUAAUGAGAAGAAGUACCACCUGCAGGAGCGCGUGGACAAGGUGAAGAGGAAGGUACGCGACGUGGAGGAGAAGAGCAAAGAGUUCGUCCAGAAGGUGGAGGAGAAGAGCAUCGACCUCAUCCAGAAGUGGGAGGAGAAAUCCAGGGAGUUCAUUGGCAACUUCCUGCAGAUGUUUGGCCCGGAGGGAGCUCUGAAGCACAUGCUGAAGGAAGGGAAGGGCCGCAUGCUUCAGGCCAUCAGCCCAAGGCAGAGCCCCAACAGCAGCCCCACCCGCGAGGAGCGCUCCCCCUCUCCCACCUUCCGUCUCCCCUUCUUCACCAAGACCUCCCCGCCUCCCUCGCCUCCACCCCACCACAGCGGGGCCCGCGGGUACCUCAUCAGCGAGGACGACGACGAGGACGACGAGAACUAGAGCGCGUCUGACUCCUUCACUGUUGCUGGGCCACAGUCAGACGCUGCUAGAUAACUGAGCUGUCGAGUAACGCGGAUUUCAUCGAGCUCCUGCUUCCAUUUUUUUCUCUUUCAGAUUUUACUUUUUUUUUAGCAAUUCAGUGUCACGUUAACUUUAACAAGACGGUUUCUACACAGUAUAUGAUUUUAACAACAGAUUCUUUUCCUCUUUUUUGUUUUUGUGUAAUGGUCAGUAAAAGUUGCCACUAGUCACCUGAGUUCUUUGAAACUAGUCUCAUUUAUCUCAGUCACUUUCGAUGUUGAGUUUAUUAGUCACUCACUGUCACUUAGGAAUACUGUUACUUAGGAAUAGGGGUUACACUCAGUGCACUGCUCAGUCUAUGACGGUAUUCUUAAGGUCGGCGUUGUAGUGAGGUAGGGGUUCUUGUUUUUGUCAUGGCUUUAGCGGGAGGGCGCGCAGGUCUUUGGGCACUUGCUGGAAAAAACCCAUCUGGUGUGGGAGAGGUGAGCUGAGACGACAUGGAGACGCUGUUAAAUAUCUCUGGGGGAAGUUUUUCAGAGCAGGUCUGAAAAACUGGACAUUUAAAUAGUCUGCUCAUGUGGGACAUAUUCUGCUCAUGCUAACAAGAGACACCCCUGUCUUUUUUUUUUUUUAUUAACAAAGAAAUUCCAGAUUACGUCAAAUCUGAGCCGAUCCUGAGAGUCGAGUGUUGUACGUCUUCUAUACAGCAGCUUUUUCCCCCCAAUUCUGUCCGCUUGCUUGGAGCUAUGCGUGUUUGUGCAUGGGAUGUUUUUGCUUGCAAGCUCUUAACGUCAGCAUGUUCAAAACAUCUUCAGUCAACCAUCUGUUGACACAUUCAGCUUUGACUUUUAGUAAUAAAUUUCAUUUUUAACGGUUUUCUCUGCUGACAAGAAUCAGUCUUUGGAAGACUAGUUAUAACUGGACGACUUUCUUGUGGCGUAAAUAUAAAGUUCUGCAAUGAUGACCCAUUUCAAAUGUUGAUGUAGUACUACUUAUUUUUGUAGAUUUCAUCUUAACUUUCACCCUGUGUACAGGUAAUGAUCUUAAUCAUCUUUGUUUAGAGGCACUUUUUACAGUUUGAGCAAUGAAUCAACACAUAUAUCUAUAUAAAGAUAUAUAGAUAUAUGUCACCUUGGCCUAAUUUUCAUCUGAUACACAAGUGAAAACUUUAGAAAGUAAAAAGUUUUCAUACAUCAAAGCAGACCUGAGAACGGUCUUAUUGCCAUACUUCUCAUAAUAAAUUACAUCUUCUGGUUAGUUGGAGUCAUAAGAACACUUUUCCUCAUAAGUAGCACACAUGCAUUGUAAGAUAUACAAGGCCACCUCAAACAUUUGGGGCUUUGGAGUGUUUUCCAAAUCUUGCAACAAUCUGCAGGACUUAUAAGUAAACUGAGUCACUACAUACAGCCUGCAUCAGUUUAAAGAUGUAUUCUGGCAGACUGGACUGUGUCACAUAGUGGUGUGAGGGGUUUAGAUUUAGUUAUCAGUGAAAAUGUAUCGGAUCAACUUUUAUGUAGCUACCUCCUUCUUCUUCCCUGAACUGAUUCUGUUUCCUGAGAUGAGCACAAAGUAUGAGCACUAUUUUUUUCAUUUCUGAACCAUUGUUGCAGCACUCAAGCAAUGUGAUUGGGUCAAAAAAGGAUUUUCUGGGCUCUGUGUGUGUGUGUGUGUGUGUGUGCGUGUGUGUGUGUCCUGCAUCUCCAGUGAUUAAUGCAUGUGUUGUGUCUCCUAUGUUACCGGAAAAUGAAACCUCACAGGUGAUCUGAAGAUGUAAUGCAAUACUGUCGAUACUGUUGUGAUGACUCUAAUAUAAAUGUUGACAGAUGUCCGAUUGAUCCGUUCUAGGCUUGGUUUCCCAAAAGAACUCAUGGCUUAAAUCAAUUUCUGCUGCAGGGACAAAGACUGCUUCUAUUCCUGUGGGUGUAAAUCAGAUUUUAAGAUUGUGAAAUAACCCAAAGGUUUCCACACAGCUAUAAAUUCCUACUUCUGGUAUUAAACGUUCACAAAUCCAGCAGUGGUUUCUGUGCUAAGCAACUUUUGGGAACCCUCGUCUUGAUUCUUGUGGAAUCUGUUCCUUCAAAUCAGUGUGAACGUCUCAGUAAGAGCAUGUACACGAGUUCAAAGUGGCAAAGACUUGAGUGGUAAGCCAUUAACAGCCACUACUGCUAGAUGUAAAUGUUUUUAACAGCGUUUUAAUCAUGUAUUAUUUUACUGUUUGGGGUUUGUUUUGUUUAAUGUCCUGGAUGUAGAGGAAGGGCAAGACAUGAAAAAUGUAUUAAAACAAGUUGGCCAAAGCACUUCUUGACCAAUUAUUUUGUCUCUUGUGGU